Molecule: messenger RNA, 726 nt
Organism: Magallana angulata
Lineage: Eukaryota; Metazoa; Mollusca; Bivalvia; Ostreida; Ostreidae
Exons: 4
Coding region: 1-537 (178 amino acids)
Source: RefSeq, a predicted model, not a curated record
AUGUAUGAAGAUGAUAAUGAAUACAAUUCUACAUGUAUAUCGUAUCCACAUCCAGAUUUCUCUACUGGACUUAUUGUUGGAGCAGUACUUGGGGGAGCAGUAUUUGGAUCAGUCAUAACAAUGAUUGUGUUUCUCUGCUUCUUUCGCGCAUUUCGUUUCCUCAAAAUCAGAAAUUCGGAUUACAAACCUCGAAGGGAUGAAAACCUUCAAGAAAUGGAACGGCCAGUGGAUAAUGAAACUGUCUACAAUGAAAUCAACGAUCAAGCAGUCAUCCGAAUUCAACCAAUGCGACGACCAGAGAGUGCACAUGUAUCCACAAGAGAAGAAACGUACAGCCAUUUGCAUGAAUUGGACAAGGAGGGUAUGAAUGAAUCCUAUGAUCACGCAAGACCAGUGCGAUGUGCCUGUGUCAGAGAGGACGGAUAUGGAGUCUUGCCAAGAGUUGGUAACAACAACAGAGAAGUCCAGACAACUUCUACCGAUGAUGUGCCAAGUAAAAUACAGAACGACAAUUACUUUAUCAUUGAACCACAAUGACAAUAGAACAGCGUUUUGAAAUAAAAAGAAAAUACGAUUAUUUUGCAAAAGGAACAUAUCGAGGGAAAAUUGUGUCUUAAAUAUUUCAGUUUUCAGAGUGCAAAUAAAACAAAAUUCAAUAAGAUAAUUAUUUGUCAACUCUGAUAUAAUUGUAAAGAACAUUUAAAGAAUAUUUACAUAAAUAGUAUC